AACAAUACUUAUUAUCCACUGUCAACCUACAUGCGUCCGCAUCAUCGGAAGGGAAGAGGAAUAUGGUCCAGUUCAAUUUUGUAAUUUCGUCCCGACAAACACCUUAAAAACCCGAAUUUUUUUAAGGCUUUUAUUUAAACUAUUAUUAAAAAAAAAAACUAAAAAACUAAGUACUGUUUAGUGAGUUAACAACUCAUGAUUUAAUCCAAUGGUUGAUUAUUAGGGAAUUUAAAUCUCGUGGUAGAAAAAGCUUCGGUAUGGAUACAGAAAAGUCAUUAUUCACUAUUGUAGUUUGCCCGUUCUUUAAACCCCUGAAAAACCCUAAUUCUUCUUUGUCUGCACAUAUCGCAGACGCAAAAUCCCAAAAGUUCCUCGAGUGCAAGUCCUGAAAAAAUUUACAAUUGUAUAUAUACAUAGUUAAAGUUCUCAUCUUUCGAGCAGCAAGAGAAUGGAGGUUGAAACGGUGAAUAACGUUAUGUGCCAAUUAAAGGACAGGGAAGGGACGGCUCUAGGAGCUCCCUUGUAUCUUCCGCAGAACGCUGGUCCGCAACAGCUUAUGCAAAUCGUCAAUAAGCUUCUUAACAAUGAAGAGAAGUUGCCGUAUUCUUUCUACAUAUCAGAUCAAGAGCUUCUGGUUCCACUUGAAACUUACUUACAGAAGAACAAAGUUUCUGUGGAGAAGGUACUUCCCAUUGUUUAUCAACCACAAGCCGUUUUCCGAAUUCGUCCAGUUAAUCGCUGUUCAGCAACUAUUGCUGGUCAUUCAGAAGCUGUACUUUCAGUUGCUUUUAGUCCUGAUGGUAGGCAGUUGGCAAGUGGUUCUGGAGAUACUACUGUUCGUCUAUGGGACCUUAAUACCCAAACACCACUGUUUACAUGUAAAGGACACAAGAAUUGGGUUCUUUCUAUUGCUUGGUCACCAGACGGUAAACAUCUUGUCAGUGGCAGCAAGUCUGGAGAACUUCAGUGUUGGGAUCCUCAAACGGGAAAUCCCCUGGGCAAUCCACUUGUGGGUCACAAAAAAUGGAUUACUGGCAUCUCUUGGGAACCAGUCCACUUGAAUGCACCAUGCCGCCGGUUUGUUAGUGCUAGCAAAGAUGGUGAUGCACGCAUUUGGGAUGUUUCAUUAAGGAAAUGUGUUAUUUGUCUUACUGGCCACACACUUGCAAUAACAUGUGUGAAAUGGGGUGGAGAUGGAUUAAUUUAUACAGGCUCCCAAGAUUGUACCAUCAAAGUCUGGGAGACCACACAGGGGAAGUUAGUUCGUGAAUUAAAGGGUCACGGGCAUUGGGUUAAUUCUCUUGCUUUGAGCACUGAAUAUGUUCUUCGUACUGGAGCUUUUGAUCAUACUGGCAAAACUUAUUCUUCUGCUGAGGAAAUGAAGAAGGCUGCUCUGGAAAGGUACAACAAAAUGAAAGGCAAUGGCCCUGAGAGAUUAGUUUCAGGUUCUGAUGAUUUUACCAUGUUUCUAUGGGAACCUGCUGUUAGCAAACAUCCCAAAACUCGCAUGACAGGUCAUCAACAGCUUGUAAAUCAUGUUUACUUCUCACCUGAUGGACAAUGGAUCGCUAGUGCUUCAUUUGAUAGAUCAGUCAAAUUGUGGAAUGGUGUUACUGGAAAAUUUGUUUUUGCAUUUCGAGGACAUGUUGGGCCUGUUUAUCAAAUCAGCUGGUCAGCUGAUAGUAGGCUUCUCUUAAGUGGGAGCAAAGAUUCCACGCUGAAGGUUUGGGACAUUCGGACACAGAAGUUGAAACAAGACCUUCCAGGCCAUGCUGAUGAGGUAUAUGCUGUUGACUGGAGUCCCGACGGCGAGAAGGUAGCUUCUGGUGGUAAAGACAGGGUAUUGAAGUUAUGGAUGUGAUAGGCCAAGUGUUGAAGGGUCAAGAAUGCCUUCAGACAGUUGAAAUGUCAAGUCUUGUAAUUAUUUGCAGUUUCCAAUGCAAUCUAUUCGAUGAUAUCUUGACGGUAUAAGUAGUAGGCACAACAGCAUAUGGGAACCUAGAAACUGAAACUAUAAGAAUGAUUCAUAGUAGAAACAAGCCUAUUGUCUCAUGAGCUCUGUGGUUUCCUGACCAUAGCUGAUGGUGUUUGAAAGUUGCAAGUUACAAUAUGGAGAUAUUGCCUUUGGAUGGAAGAAGAUCAAACUGGCUAAUGAUUUCUUCUAUGUUGAUGGAUUGACAAAAAAAUCUUCUUUCUUUUGUAAUGUUAGUAUUAUUUUCUAGAAAAGAGAUCUGUCAAACUUAGAUUGGUAGUGGUGUGUUCACUUGAGAUUAUGAAUUUUUUUUAACUAUUGAAAUGUAAACCUUAAAUAUUUGCAUAUUUAUAUAUAGCGAUCCAGAACAAUUAACCAUA
Jatropha curcas is the source of this 2352-nucleotide messenger RNA. RefSeq names its product WD-40 repeat family protein / notchless protein. Gene Ontology annotation, biological process: ribosomal large subunit assembly. Gene Ontology annotation, cellular component: nucleolus. The record is from RefSeq and is a predicted model, not a curated record. Gene Ontology annotation, molecular function: protein binding. Lineage: Eukaryota; Viridiplantae; Streptophyta; Magnoliopsida; Malpighiales; Euphorbiaceae.